This is a messenger RNA of Daphnia magna, 3972 nucleotides long. RefSeq lists its product as uncharacterized. The record is from RefSeq and is a predicted model, not a curated record. The transcript is spliced from 9 exons. Gene Ontology annotation, molecular function: protein binding; GTPase regulator activity. The coding region runs from base 1970 to 3823 and encodes 617 amino acids. NCBI's taxonomy places the organism in Eukaryota, Metazoa, Arthropoda, Branchiopoda, Diplostraca, Daphniidae.
UUUAAUGAUGGACGUUGACGUCAACGUGAAAAUUACAAGAUGUUGCAUAAGCUGCAGGCUAUUAUUUUCUGCCGGGGGGAGAGAGUGCGCUUGCGGGAAGACUUUGAAGUUCUUGCAGGAUGCAAUGCCAGUGUCCAGUAACGUGUUCAAACCGUAAAAGAAUUGAAGGAAGUUGCCGAGCCUGGAAUAGUACGGCAACAAUAAUAUUUGAAAUCGCACGAUUCAAGCCGUACUAUUUAUUGGGAGGCCCUAAAUUUCGCCGAAAUUUAGUGGAAUAAUGGUGCAUCAUCAUUUUUCAUAUUCUUGAAGUGACGGUAGAAAGACAGUCGGAAGAAAGUCCAGUCAUUGUCGAUCGUGCGAAUUUUUCAACGUUCGCGGGAUUGAAAAAGACGAUUUCAAUCCUGUCUGGGAUUGCCAUAUGAUGUAUGAAGGCAUUUAUCAGUAAGAUGAAUGUCCGUCAAAAUUGAGUUUCUAGUAGCCUAGCAGCUAAAGGUGACAUUCAAUCUCCGUUGUGUUGGGAUCGCCUUGAAGCUUAUGUCGAACACACGAUAUAGAUGAAGAGCAAAUUCUUGAUUCCACAAGUGGAAAAUCUUGACCAUGACCUUCCGUUACUCCUGGAUUGUUUACAGAUUCAUCGUCUAGUCUGUCGUUAAAAAGCGCAUUCUAUUUUAGUAAGGAUUCCCCUAAUUUAUUUUUCGAGUGACCAUGGAUGAUGAGAUCAAGACAUGCCAUUCGGUACAUGGUUGCUACCCCAGGUGUGUGUGUGGGUAUUUGACGUAGACGAACCGUCUUGGAGAUAUUAGCACUUGUACGGACUAGGUAAUCGAUGCCUGAUGUUCUGACCUAUGUGGAUAAACUUACCCACUACAAAACAUGCGUUUCCGGGCGAUCUUUGCAAAAUUUUCGUAGAAAGGAUCCGUUUGUAGUUUGUUCAUUUUAUUUCUGCGUUGUGAAUGUUGACGUGACAACAUACGACUCAGAUAUUGUAGAAGAGUGCCUUUUUAAGGUUUCUUUGUGAAUUGGACGGAACAUUGUUCUUCGUUAGUUUUGCUACUCUAAUGAAUCUCAAUCUCGUCGUAAAUUUGGGCGGGUCCUUGGAAGGAUUCAGUAAAUUGAGCAAAUUUACUGACGACAUUUUUCCGGACUUACGAUGUUGGCAGUGGCGAAUAAGAAUUGCAGCUACCUGCCAACGAAGAGAAACGUCGUGAAGGAAUCUUAAGCUUUUGAUUGUUGAUUGUCACGAACUCCACCUGGUCCCCCGCCAACGUGUUUUUAAACUCUUUUCUGACAGCGUCCUUUUGUUGGCGAAAGCAAAGUUUAGUUUAGUUUCUUUAGAAACAACUACCGGUUUCGUGCAGGUGGGACAAAUUAUAUCUUGUGCAGGAAAAUGUAUUUUUGUUCCAGGUAUAUUGCCAUGCCAGGUAUAUGGCCAUGCAUACCAGUUAAUCCACAAGGAUGGCUAUCAUUACUAAUAGUUUAAUGAGAUAUUGUUGGAACAUGUACUACUCAAAACAGUGAUGACGGAAACGAUGUAAACCAGUCCCACCGCACCUGUAAUGUUUUGCGAGAAAGAAAAGCGUGGCCUUCACCUUCAGCGCUGUUGCUGCGUGAAUCGAGGCUAAAAGAAAACACUGCCCAUUUGAUGAGAAAUGCUGGUUUGACAACUUUUCUACAUCAUAUCCAGAGUCAACUCUUUUUCCCCAAUGUUCCCGCGGUGUUAGAGGCCAUCGUGAUUUCUCGUUUCUCUGCCAGUACGCCCGCGGAUUCCAGUGUCUUCAGUGCCCAAUUCAAUUAAAUCGGGACAUUUUCACAAGUGCUUUUUCGUAUCGAAGUCGUAAGGAAAAUCUCUGUCGUCCAGUUUGAAAGCAAUUUAAGGCAGUGAAUCACGACACCGCCAUUUGCAUUCGUCGAUCACGAAAUGUUGAGAGGCGAGUAGAAAACCUGACGUCUUGUCAAAUGAUUGACUUUGAUGUUGCCACGGAGUGCAUCUACAAGAGUGGCAAGGAAAGAAGACUGGAUUUCAAUCAUGGAUUCUACUCGCAUAUCAGUUUCCGCUCUUGGCCGCGAUGUGGUUGUGGGAGAUUUUUACAAUUACUACACCGACGAUAUCCUCAAAAGUAGCAUCCUAGUGCCGAGAGAGUGCGUCCACAUCGAACAGAAAUUAAUUCCGGAGACGGAACGCUACUUCUUCUUUAACCAACCAUCAAAGUACAAAGCGUCUUUGCUCGGCAUCAAUUCUCAUUUGAAACAGAGCAUCGAACAAGGCUCGGUGGAUUUAAAUCUCCUCUGGUUCAACGAUUUCUUGAGGGCAUAUCCGUCAGAAGAUGAGCACAAUGAAGCGCUAGUCACCGUCUUCUUCCGCGUUGUCCGACGGACUGAGACCCUCGAUCAUAAGUUUAUCAAAUCCAAAAUGUACGAUUAUCAGGUGGAGAGUGGCGGCUGGGCGACACAUUUAGUGGAACAGGUCGUCUACGGAGCCGAGCUGAUCUGUUCCAUGCGCAGAGCCGUCGAUUGGCAAAGGGAAACGAAGGAGAGCGCCGAAGAAAAUAUUUAUUUAGUGGCAAAAGCGUAUUUCGAUUACAUCAUCGGUCCGAAAGCGACCAACACGGAACCACCAGCGGAACUAGAAAAAGUUUCAUGUCGAAUUCUCAGCAGCCUGGAAGACGUCUACAUGGUGGACAGUUCAUUUCGACAAUCGUGUGAAUUCCUGAGAGAUGUGAUCAAUUUUAAAGAAGAUAAUCAACCCGCCACAUUAUGGCGUCCUAUCUACAUAGUCCGGCGCCAAAUACCGAGGCAAAUUGAAACCCGCAUUUUGUUGGACAGGAUCGUCGAUAAAAGAUUGAAAAUCGAACGGAAAUUGCAUUGGAUUGUGAAGGAGAGCCGCAGGAUAUCGAAACAUCCAUUUCUCAAUCGGAUUCCUCCGCUAGAAAAAGCAAUGUUCCAGUUCCUCGAUUUACUCGACUUGGCCGAGAAGGAGAUUAUGCAGUUUGACGUCAAUGUUGUUGCGAAAAAAUGCAGUCAAGACCUCAGCUCUCAAGACAAGAUUUUGAACGACGUUAAAACCGUUUCGGAUUGCGCCCUUUUGGCCGACAUGGUGGACUGGUUGACUAAACGACGUGCGGAGAUCGAUGCGAUCUAUUUACUAUUAAAAGGCAGUCAGAUGAACAUCUUCGAUAUGGCGGAGAUCGAAUCACGAACCCCAUCCAACAUCGAGAAACGUGCAAGAGUUUUCAUCUUGAAAAUCGACUACGUUCCAGACCCGUUAAUGGAGCGUCUUCAGAAUCUGGUUGGUAAUCUUGAACCGGUUAUCAAACUGCCCAUUUUCCCGGCCGUUUCAUUUGGCAAGGAAAGACAAGGGAUGAUUAGCAAAGCUUUCUAUGGAUUCUCAGAAGAGGCACGCUGGUGUUCCAACGAAAAUAACAGCUACCAGAUAGGACUGGUUCCAGUUGCCUCACCUCUAGCCGAUGCAGCCAUCAAGACGAUUUUGUACCCGGCCGUGGACAUGUCGAAAGCCCUUUUGCCCAGUCCAACGGAAAUACCUUUAGUCAUCCAAGAAGAACAUCAAUUGUUGUGUUCCAUGACCAACAGAAGCUCACGUCCGCCUCAUUCUCCUAGGAGAGUUCCUCCCGUUCCAAAAAAAAUGCAGCAUUCCAAUGAAAAAGCAAACGAAGUUGAGGCAAUGGACGAAGAGGAAUUCUUUUUUAAUUUGAUCAGUCGAUCCCAAUCGAAACGCAUGGACGAUCAGCGCUGCUCGCUGGCAGUCGUCGGUAAACAAGAGAGUCGACGAGCAGACACGCCGAAUUUGCAUUACAUGAUCAUUUGAUAUGAGAUUACAUCCUACUGUGCUUUGUUUUUCCCCCUUUUCUUGAGUUGUGACAAAUCAUUGAUCAAAACGAAGCGAAAGUUUAGUUUUUGAUUAGAAAAGUAUUCGAACGCUAAAUUCAAAAUAUAACAAAACGCUUAUGAUAUUAA